CAUAUUUAUGCCGUGUUGGGAUUCAUUUCACUGGAACAUGAAGAGAGGAAGGUGUCUGUGCGUGUGAUUACAGACGUAUAGGCAACGCCAAGUGGAGUUGAAAGGCAGUAGAUAUCCAAGAUGGCGUACAGCGGCGUGAGUGUCAAUGCCAUGGCUGAGUCUGGAGGACGUGGACGACGGUGUUUCCACAACAUCCUCUGGUUCACAGCCGUGUUCAGCAUGUCGUCACUGGUGAUGGAGUCAGUUAAGUUGUACACAGUGUCACAGAUCACAGCGCUGGAAAAGCAGUUUGGACUCAGCAGUACAAAAAGUGGCCUACUUCUGAGCUGCAGCGAAAUCGGCUAUCUUUCAGCUAUUUUCUUCUUCAGCCAUUUUGGGGGAAAGCGCUUUAUACCUAGGAUCCUGUCAUGUGCAUUAGCUGUGUAUGGUAUUGCUAGUUCAAUGUCGGGUCUGUUACACUUCAUGAAUCCUGUAUCGCUUCCUACUUUAGAGGACCUUGCCUCCAACUAUUCUUCUUCACAAAGAGUCAGGUCUGUGUCUGGAUUCCGUGCAGGAGCAGGAGCGAUGCCCGUCUUCGGAGGAUCAAGUGACUGACAACGGACGUUGGGUGUACAGUGUCCUUGCUGUACUUAUGGUGUUACUUGGAGUGGGUAAAUCCCCACGCUUUUCCCUGGGUUUACCGUACGUUGACAAUAAUUCCCGUGACAAACAGCAGUCGAGUUUACUGACAGGUAUCAUUAUGACGAUGGCGUACCUUGGACCAGCUGCUGCUCUCGGUCUUGGUGGAUGGUUCAGUGACAUUCCCAUUGAUCUAAGCGAGUCCCAGUUAGACAGCCAUCACCCCCAGUGGAUAGGGGCAUGGUGGAUCGGGUACCUGAUCUUUGGAUGUGCAGCCCUCUUUCUUGCUGUACCCUUGGGCUGCUUUCCAAGGCACAUUAAGAAAUCAAUGGUUAAUGAUACUGACACGACCAAGUCUCUGAAAAACGAUAUAGUCGACAUGCCAAGGUCCAUAUUACGGAUAUUGAAGAACCCAGUAGUCGCCUGUCUUCUUCUUGGGAAUGUCAGUGCUUUCUUUUUUGUCGGAGGCUAUUUAAGCUUUGCUCCAAAAUACAUCGAGACCCAGUUUGCAAGGACGGCAGCUGAGGCGAACUUCAUAUUGGGUAUUCUAGAGCUGAUGUGGGCGUUAGUGGGCACCCUUCUUGGGGGCAUAAUCACCAGCAGAUUCCGGCUUACCAGCAUUGGAUGUACAAAGCUCACGACCAUAGUGAUAUCAAUUGGAACUGUCCUCUAUUCCCUCACGUUGGUCUUUGGUUGCGACGAACAGAACAUCAAGGGUCUAGGUGACAGCAGAUAUUCCAUGGUAAAUGACACUGUCUGCAACUGUGAGUCAACGGAGUACAUGCCUCUGUGUGGCGUUGAUGGAGUGACAUAUAUCAAUCCCUGUAUGGCAGGAUGCAAGUCUCAGAACGGUACUACAUACAAGGGGUGCAGCGAGAUUCCUGGUAACGAAGGCACAGUGGGCAAAUGCCCAUUAGAUUGCCCCUACCUUUAUCCCUACAUCAUCGUUGACCUGUUGUCCGGCCUAGCGGCGACAAUUUCCAUAGUCCCUGUCGUCAUGACCAUAAUGAAAACAGUACACCCGAGGGACAAAUCCAUGGCUGUGGCUAUAUCGUCUUUCCUAAGUAGUUUUGUCGGUUUUCUUCCAUCACCUAUCGUUUAUGGAAAGGUCAUUGACACCACGUGCACUCUCUGGGAAACAACGUGUGGUGAGGUCGGCGCAUGCGCAGUGUAUGAUAUCCCAAGCCUACGAUAUCGUGUAAAAGGGAUGGACGUAGGACUUCAGUUAUUAUCAUCAGCUGGCUUUUUUGCAGCUUUCCUUUUACUAAAAAAUGGGGUCGCUAAUGAGUAUUCCGAUUCAGAUGCACCACAAACCCAGGCUGAAGCAGCAGAAGAUACUGAGAAACGUGAUGUUCAGCUUACACAGUUUUAAAACUCCUUCCAGACGGAAACGAAACUGUGUUCGUUUGGGGCGUUUAUGGAAUGAAUAUGUUGAUUACUCCAAUAACUGAAAAAUGGACCAAAUACGAAGACAACAGCAUUCCUGUAUACUGUAUAAAUAUAACACUCUUCAGCUACAUAGGUUAAAACAUCAAGUCACUCUUUAAGGAUAUUCUUAAAGGAGAGAAUAUUCGUAGUAGUCAAUGAUGUUAUAUAUAAUGUCAACGUGUUUCUUUAUUGUUAAAGCAUUUUUUUCCAUUAAUGAGCUCAAUGGGUCAUUAUCAGCUAUGGUCUAUUCUAGUAUUGUUCUGUCAAAAAAUAAGUUGUAGGACUAAGGUCAAUUUUACUUGCCUGUGUUCUACCCCAGUGGGAAAUGUAGUUCUCUCUAACUUUAGUACGCAGGGGUACAUGCUGUAAGAAAUGCAUUUUUAAAAACUAUUCACAGAUUCCGUAUCCAUACGCACUUACAUUAUUAAGGGCAAAUGGACAUGGUGAAAUUCUGUUGAUAUUUUAUGACUUGAUGACAAAGGAGCUUUGGUCAUAUGUAGCGUAAAAACAACUCGUUCCCAAUAUCUUAUCUGCAUUGGGUCCCUGGUGAAAUAAAUCAUCCUGCAAAUAUAUUUCACGCGGGACCUAUAACAUGCCUAUGACAGGUCGGAAAAUACCACCAAACAGUCUCAGAUGUUUUU
Haliotis rubra (blacklip abalone) is the source of this 2687-nucleotide messenger RNA. RefSeq names its product solute carrier organic anion transporter family member 3A1-like. Lineage: Eukaryota; Metazoa; Mollusca; Gastropoda; Lepetellida; Haliotidae. Gene Ontology annotation, cellular component: membrane. The coding region runs from base 632 to 1990 and encodes 452 amino acids. The record is from RefSeq and is a predicted model, not a curated record. Gene Ontology annotation, molecular function: protein binding. The transcript has 10 exons. Gene Ontology annotation, biological process: sodium-independent organic anion transport; transmembrane transport.